AUGGGAUUUAUGCGGCAAGAAGAAGGGUCGUCUUCUGUAAUUUCUUCACCCCUGCAGCUCUUCUCCAUGAUGUCACUUUCACCCAGCUUAGGUUCUCCCAACAAUGCCUUGCUUAGAGAAAUGAAAUCCGAGGAAAGGGGUUUGUACUUGAUCCAUUUGUUGCUCACUUGUGCAAAUCAUGUAGCUGCUGGUAACCUUGAAAAUGCAAACACCACACUUGAGCAAAUUUCAGUGCUUGCUUCCCCGGAUGGGGAUACUAUGCAGCGAAUCGCCACUUAUUUUAUGGAAUCGCUUGCAGAUCGGAUUCUGAAAACAUGGCCCGGGAUCCACAGAGCGCUCAACUCAACUAGAGUGACUAUGCUAUCUGAAGAAAUUCUUGUUCAGAAGCUCUUCUUUGAGCUUUUCCCUUUCUUGAAGGUGGCAUAUGUUCUAACAAAUCAGGCCAUCAUUGAGGCAAUGGAAGGGGAGAAAGUGAUUCACAUAAUUGAUCUCAAUGCUGCUGAAGCUGCUCAGUGGAUUGCUCUCCUUCAAGUUUUGAGUGCGCGUCCCGAAGGCCCUCCUCAUUUGAGAAUCACUGGGAUUCAUCAGAAAAAGGAGAUUCUGGAUCAGGUAGCUCAUAGACUAACUGAAGAAGCAGAAAAGUUGGAUAUACCAUUCCAAUUCAACCCUGUAGUCAGCAAACUAGAAAAUCUUGAUUUUGACAAACUUCGUGUGAAAACUGGGGAAGCACUAGCAAUAAGUUCCAUUCUCCAAUUACAUUCCCUCUUGGCCUGGGAUGAUGAGGCCUUACGGAGGAAAUCUCCUCUUCUGUUAAAAGGCUCAAACGGAAUUAACCUGCAAAGAGUCUUGCCACUGAGCCAAAGCACAUUGGGGGAUUUACUUGAGAAAGAUGUGGUUAACGGGUACACCCCAAGUCCCGACUCAACCUCAUCAUCACCAGCAUCUUUAGCUACUUCGAAUUCAAUAAAUAUGGAGAGCUUUCUUAAUGCCUUAUGGGGUUUAUCACCAAAGGUCAUGGUUGUGACGGAGCAAGACUGUAACCAUAAUGGUCCAACUCUGAUGGAUAGGCUACUUGAAGCACUGUAUUCUUAUGCAGCAUUGUUUGAUUGUUUGGAAUCCACUGUCUCAAGAACAUCAUUGGAGAGAUUAAGGGUGGAGAAGAUGAUUUUUGGGGAGGAAAUAAAGAACAUCAUUGCAUGUGAGGGGCCUGAAAGAAAGCAGAGACAUGAAAAGCUUGACAAGUGGUUCCAGAGAUUUGAUCUAGCUGGGUUUGGUAAUGUGCCUUUGAGCUACUAUGGUAUGUUGCAAGCAAGGAGGUUCAUCCAGAGCUAUGGUUGUGAAGGAUAUAGAAUGAGGGAUGAAAAUGGUUGCGUAUUAAUCUGCUGGCAGGAUCGGCCAAUGUUUUCAAUAUCAGCUUGGAGAUCUAGGAAGUAA
This is a messenger RNA of Sphenostylis stenocarpa, 1434 nucleotides long. The record is from the annotation of a GenBank genome assembly. NCBI's taxonomy places the organism in Eukaryota, Viridiplantae, Streptophyta, Magnoliopsida, Fabales, Fabaceae.